Symbiodinium necroappetens is the source of this 665-nucleotide messenger RNA. The record is from the annotation of a GenBank genome assembly. NCBI's taxonomy places the organism in Eukaryota, Dinophyceae, Suessiales, Symbiodiniaceae.
AUGUUCUGCAGCGGGAACGAACUGAAGAAUGAUGCACUGAAAGUCGGAAUCCAGGUCCGAAACCUGGACCGGAACAUCGACAACAAGGCUUUGUACGAUACCUUCAGCCUCUUCGGCAACAUCCUCUCCUGCAAGGUUUGCACCGGGCCAGAUGGUAAGUCCCGCGGAUACGGUUUCGUGCAUUACGAGACCGAAGAGGCGGCCAAACAGGCCAUUGAACGCGUCGACGGCAUGCAAAUCGGGGAAAAGACGGUUGGAGUGUCUGGCUUCGUGAAGCGCCAAGAUCGUGAGAAGCCAGCAAUGAACACCUUCACCAAUAUUUACAUCAAGAACUUCCCUGACGACUGGGACGAGGACAAGCUAAAGGCGGAGUUCGCACCUCACGGAAGUAUCACGUCCUCCCAUGUGACGACCGACAACAAGGGCCGGAAGUCUGCAUUCAUCAACUACGAGAGCCACGACCAGGCUGUUCAGGCUAUCAAUGCUAUGCACCAGAAGGAUUGCCGUACUGACGAGCAGAAGGAAGCAGACAAGGAAAAGGAAGACGAAGAGAAGGAUCGCACCGAAAAGAGCUACUUGCUCUAUGUUGCUCGCGCGCAGUCCAAGUACGAGCGCCAAAUGGAGCUCAAGGAGAAGAUGCCGCCAAAGGACCCGGCGGCCGCACA